Messenger RNA from Didymodactylos carnosus, 1185 nucleotides. The record is from the annotation of a GenBank genome assembly. Lineage: Eukaryota; Metazoa; Rotifera; Eurotatoria; Philodinida; Philodinidae.
AUGGAAGUAACCGCUCACUUAAAUCAAAGACCAGCCAGUAAGAAGAAUGGACGUGGAGCAUCCAUCGAGUAUUCACAAACAAAUUGUGAAUGUAAAACAAUACCAAUCAAUUUUUCUCAAAUUCAAAAUAGUUGUCGAAUUUUAAGCAUUGAAAUUUUACCUAAAUUUAACAGUCCACCAUCGAUUAUUUUUGGUUAUGUAAAAGGAACGAAUAGCGAUGAUAGUUCAAGUUUUCAUUUGGAUCGUUAUCAAAUGUCCACUAUAGAUCAAGGACAGAAAGUUAUAUCACAUCCUUGUGUAUUACAAUUUCCUCCUAAAUUCAUGAAGACAAUUACAACAAAAAAUUUAUCAACAAACGAAAUGGAAACAAUUUUACUUAUAGGUGGUGGUGAACGGUUGGCAUGUUUCGCAGAUAGAUCAGAACGUUUGAUUGAUGCAACAAAAUCAAUUGAAAUCUAUUUACCAGAAUUGAAAAAUUUGGCUGGCAAUGUGUCAUCGAUGGAUAUAUUAUUGAUCAGUGAUGAAACACAAAAAAUGAAACAACGUUUAAUUAUAUGUGGACAUUCGAAUGGAUUUUUAAAUUUAACAAUUAAUGAUUUUCAAACAGGAGAAAUAAUUCAUAGAUCUAAUGAACAUGAUAGUUUUAUUAGUUCUGUAAGAUUCUUCUAUCAUAAUUAUAAACCAAUUGAAGGUGAAGAGCCAAAUUUACUUGUGACAAGUGCUCUCGAACAAGCCGUUGUUUACCGUGAUGUGUUAUCGACACAUUUCUUGGAUCCAGUCGUUUUAGCUACAACAGAUACACGUGAUUGUGUUACAUCAAGUUGUAUUGUUGAUAUUGAUUUAGAUGGAAAAAAUGAAAUAUUAUUGGGAACAUAUGGAGACACUUGUUUUAUUUGUCGUCUUCCAUCGGUUGUAGAACAACAAUCACCAAAAGGACUUAGUUUAAUCAGUGAGGAAUCACCGUUAUAUCGAACAUUAACGUUGGCAGCAUCAGCCUAUUCAUUGGUGUGUGUUGACUUUACAAAUGAUGGUUUAGAUGAAAUAAUUAUUGCUACAACAAAAGGUUUACAUAUUCAUCAAUUAGGUCUGGAUGAAGUUAUGUAUAUAUUAAACAAUCGAAUGGAGAUAAAGAAACAACUAUCAUUAACAAAGACUAAUGAAAAGAAUUUAUCGCUUAUUUCUUAA